AUGACGUCGCCGACGCCCGCCGACCCCUCGAGCAAGGCUGCCGCUCGUUCCAAGAGACAGCGCUCUACUCCUCCCAGUUCUCCUCGCCAUACGGUCCUUCCCCCGUCUCCUACCAAGUCACCCGAUGUGCGCAAACCGCCGCGUAAGCGCCCGAUCGCUGAGAGCAAGAUCAAUGCUGGCUCGAACGAUGCCCUUCAACCCGCAGGACCCGACAUCGUUUUGACUCCGCGGAAGCAGCGCAAUCUCAGACAACUGGUACUGACCGCCCGCGACACGUACCUACAGUUCUCCGAGUUCUGGGACUCGCUGGGGCUGCCUUCAGUUGACAGCGACUGGGACGAGGACCUCGAUGAGGCGGAUGAGUACCAGGAAGACUUUGCCGCGACGGGUGUCAUUGAGAACGACCAGGACACGACCGAAGUCGUCAACAAGGAAGGAAAGGCGGACAACGAGGAGCAUUGUGAGGACGAGCCGCCCGAGGAGAACGACGAGCGUGGAGUGGGGAACGAGGACGAGCGCGUGGCCGAGGAGGAGAACGACUCGGCCGACGAGACCGCCAGUGUCGACAACGCCGAGGGCACCGGCCCCAGCACAGCCCCUGUUCCUCGCCAGUUCCGCAUCCCGGACCUGUCCCUGCCUGCUCCUCACGUGAGGUGUCUGAUCGAGAUCCUGAACUCGCUCAUCGACGGGACAUGCGAGGUGAACCGGAAGGACGCUCUGGUGCGAUGGAAGUUUGACUUUGAGGUUCUCGACACGAUCGCCGACUUUGCCAAUCUGAAGCAUACGCCGUCGGCUGUCUCUCUCCCUGUUCCUCGCUCGAAGAUGACCGCUGCUUUCAAGGGGGGCCUCACCGUCGGUGUACUCCUGACGGACCUUGAGGGAGGUAACCUCUGGAAUGCCGCCCCUCUCCGUGCCGACAAGAUCCGUGUGACAAUCAAGAGCGUUCAAACUGACAAGAUCUACUUCACGUACAUCGAAUCAGAUCUGCCAUCCACCGCUUACAAUCAAUGGUGGUUUUUCUUAAUGUUCCUCGAUGUUGCAGCUCGGUACAAGGCGGACGAGGAGGGGCUGCAGAAGGUGCGCAAGCGCGCGGAGAGCAAGGCUGCCGGGCAGGCCCUGGCCAGGGCGCUGCCGUACAAAAACGGCAAGCUGAAGGGUCGUCCUGCGUAG
Molecule: messenger RNA, 1170 nt
Organism: Trichosporon asahii var. asahii CBS 2479
Lineage: Eukaryota; Fungi; Basidiomycota; Tremellomycetes; Trichosporonales; Trichosporonaceae
Exons: 5
Coding region: 1-1170 (389 amino acids)
Source: RefSeq, a predicted model, not a curated record